CCAGCACCCCGGGUUUAGGCAACUCCAUUUGUGUGUUUGUGUCACUGCAGCUGAGACGAUGGCCUCGCAGCUGAGGUUCGACGGGCGGGUGGUGCUGGUCACCGGCGCGGGGGGAGGACUGGGUCGGGCCUAUGCUUUGGCUUUUGCUGAAAGAGGGGCAUCAGUUGUUGUGAAUGAUUUAGGAGGAGACACUAAAGGAGGUGGUAAAAGCUCUGUAGCUGCUGAUAAAGUUGUUGAAGAAAUAAGAAGGAAAGGUGGAAAAGCAGUGGCCAACUAUGAUUCAGUGGAAGCAGGAGAGAAACUUGUGAAGACAGCAUUGGAUGCUUUUGGAAAAAUAGAUGUUGUGAUCAACAAUGCUGGGAUUCUGAGGGACCGAUCUUUUGCUAGGACAAGUGAUGAAGAUUGGGAUCUAAUCCAUAGAAUUCAUUUGCGAGGCUCAUUCCUAGUAACCCGGGCAGCAUGGGAACACAUGAAGAAACAAAAUUAUGGAAGGAUCAUUAUGACUUCAUCGGCUUCAGGAAUAUAUGGCAACUUUGGCCAGUCAGGUUACAGUGCUGCAAAACUGGGUCUUCUAGGCCUAGCAAAUACUCUUUCAAUUGAAGGCAAGAAAAACAACAUUCAUUGUAACACUAUUGCCCCUACUGCUGGAUCAAGAAUGACAAAGACUGUUUUGCCAGAUGAUAUUAUCGAAGCUUUGAAGCCAGAGUAUGUGGCACCUCUGGUCCUCUGGCUUUGCCAUGAGAGCUGUAAGGAAAACGGUGGCUUGUUUGAGGUAGGAGCAGGAUGGAUUGGAAAAUUACGCUGGGAGCGGACCUUGGGAGCUGUUGUAAGGAAGAAGAAUCAGCCAAUGACUCCUGAGGCAGUGAAGGCUAACUGGGCAAAGAUCUGUGACUUUGAUAAUACCAGCACUCCUCAGAGUAUACAAGAAUCAUCUGCAGGUAUAAUUGGAGUUCUAAGUAAAAUAGAGUCAGAAGGAGUUUCACCAAAUCAUACGAAUCAUAAAGCAUCAACAACCACAUCAGGAUUUGCUGGAGUGAUUGGCCACAAUCUUUCUUCAUUUUCUUCUUCUUACACUGAACUGGAAGCUAUUAUGUAUGCCCUUGGAGUGGGAGCAUCGGUUAAGGAUCCAAAAGAUUUGAAAUUUAUUUAUGAAGGAGAUUCUGACUUUUCCUGUUUGCCUACAUUUGCAGUUGUCUUAGCUCAGAAAUCAUUAAUGAGUGGAGAGCUGGCAAACAUUCCUGGACUUUCAAUCAACCUGGCAAAACUGCUCCAUGGUGAACAGUAUUUGGAGUUGUAUAAACCACUACCCAGAGCAGGAAAAUUAAGAUGUGAAACAAGUGUUGCUGAUGUCAUAGAUAAAGGAUCCGGUUUAGUAAUUCUUUUGGAUGCCUAUUCAUAUUUUGAGAAGGAACUUAUAUCUUAUAAUCAGUUCUCGGUCUUCAUUGUUGGCUCUGGUGGGUUUGGUGGAAAACGAACAUCAGACAAAGCCAAGGUAGCUUUAGCUGUACCUAAUAGACCUCCUGAUGCUGUUCUUACAGAUAGCACCUCACUUAAUCAGGCUGCUUUGUAUCGCCUCAGUGGAGACUGGAAUCCCUUACAUAUUGAUCCUAAUUUUUCUAGCCUGGCUGGAUUUGACAAACCCAUAUUACACGGAUUAUGUACAUUUGGAUUUUCUGCCAGACACGUUUUAAAGUGCUUUGCAGAUAAUGAUGUGUCUAGAUUCAAAGCAAUUAAGGUUCGUUUUGCAAAACCAGUAUACCCAGGUCAAACUCUGCAAACUGAAAUGUGGAAGGAAGGAAAUAGAAUUCAUUUUCAAACUAAGGUCCAAGAGACUGGAGACAUUGUCAUUUCUAAUGCCUACAUAGAUCUUGUGCCAACAUCUGACACUUCACUUAAGACAUUGUCUGAGAUCGGGAAGCUUCAGAGUGCCCUUGUAUUUGAGGAAAUAAGUCGUCGCCUUAAGGAUGUUGGGCAUGAGGUGGUAAAGAAAGUAAAUGCUGUAUUUGAGUGGCAUAUCACUAGAGGUGGAAACGUUGCAACUAAGUGGACUAUUGACCUGAAAAGUGGUUCUGGAAAAGUAUAUGAAGGGCCUGCAAAAGGUUCUGCUGACGUUACCAUUAUAAUUUCAGAUGAAGAUUUCAUGCAGGUGGUCUUGGGCAAACUUGACCCUCAGAAGGCUUUCUUUAGUGGCCGACUGAAGGCAAAAGGGAACAUCAUGCUGAGCCAGAAGCUUCAGAUGAUUCUUAAAGACUACGCCAAGCUUUGAAGAGCACACUAGAUCCUUAACAUAAGCAGAAAAAUGAAACUCUUACUUCACCAGAAUAUGCUUGAUUAUUCAGCACAAGUGAUCAAAAGUUAGAGGGGAAGCUGCUUAACAUUUACAGAUUUCAGAUAUUGUUACUGAUUAUCAUUUUCUACUAAAUUUUCAUGUAUCAUUAUUUUUACAAGGAACUGCAAGCUAGCUCGUGAUUAUGCUUCUGGCCUUAGAUCUUUAUCUUCAUAAUAAAAAAAUUUUACCCGAGGUCAGUCGUCUUGGACUUUAUGAUAACAUUUAUAAAUUAAAAGAUUAAAUGAGUAAAACCAUUUUGAUACCUUU
Molecule: messenger RNA, 2596 nt
Organism: Elephantulus edwardii (Cape elephant shrew)
Lineage: Eukaryota; Metazoa; Chordata; Mammalia; Macroscelidea; Macroscelididae
Gene: HSD17B4
Product: hydroxysteroid (17-beta) dehydrogenase 4
Exons: 24
Coding region: 59-2266 (735 amino acids)
Cellular component (GO): peroxisome
Molecular function (GO): oxidoreductase activity
Source: RefSeq, a predicted model, not a curated record